CCUAGAGCCGCCUGACAGACCGUUUAACCGAGCUCCGGUUGUGCUAGCGAGCCGCGCGCGCCCUAGGGGUGACCAUGGAGGGCAGUAAGCGAACCGGGUCUCUCUCUGGCCCUGCGAAGCGCCGGGAUCAGGCCGGGGAGGCACAGAUGAGAGAAAAGGAGCAGUUUCGCAAACUGUUCAUUGGUGGCUUGAGCUUUGAAACAACAGAAGAAAGUUUGAGAAACUACUAUGAGCAAUGGGGGAAACUUACAGACUGUGUGGUGAUGAGGGAUCCUGCAAGCAAACGAUCGAGAGGGUUUGGUUUUGUAACAUUCUCCUCUAUGGCUGAAGUUGAUGCAGCCAUGGCUGCAAGACCUCACUCAAUUGAUGGAAGGGUAGUUGAGCCAAAACGAGCAGUAGCCAGAGAGGAAUCUGGAAAACCUGGUGCUCAUGUUACUGUGAAAAAGCUGUUUGUUGGUGGAAUUAAGGAAGAUACUGAGGAACACCACCUUCGAGACUACUUUGAGGAAUAUGGGAAAAUUGACACUAUUGAAAUAAUUACAGAUAGACAAUCUGGCAAAAAGAGAGGUUUUGGCUUUGUUACGUUUGACGACCAUGAUCCUGUUGAUAAAAUUGUAUUGCAGAAAUACCACACCAUCAAUGGCCAUAAUGCAGAAGUAAGAAAAGCUUUAUCUAGACAAGAAAUGCAAGAAGUUCAAAGUUCUAGGAGUGGAAGAGGAGGUAACUUCGGCUUUGGGGAUUCACGUGGAGGUGGUGGCAACUUUGGUCCAGGACCAGGAAGCAACUUCAGAGGUGGAUCUGAUGGAUAUGGAAGUGGUCGUGGAUUUGGUGAUGGAUACAAUGGAUAUGGUGGAGGACCAGGAGGUGGCAAUUUUGGAGGUAGUCCUGGUUAUGGAGGAGGAAGAGGAGGAUAUGGUGGUGGAGGACCUGGAUAUGGCAACCAGGGUGGGGGCUACGGAGGUGGUUAUGACAACUAUGGAGGAGGCAAUUAUGGAAGUGGAAACUACAAUGAUUUUGGAAACUAUAACCAACAGCCCUCAAACUAUGGUCCAAUGAAGAGUGGAAAUUUUGGUGGUAGCAGGAACAUGGGGGGAGGACCAUAUGGUGGAGGAAACUAUGGUCCAGGAGGCAGUGGAGGAAGUGGUGGAUAUGGAGGGAGGAGCCGUUACUGAGCUUCUGCAAACUUGCCAUGGGCUUCACUGUAUAAAUAGGAGAGGAUGAGAGCCCAGAGGUAACAGAACAGCUUCAGGUUAUCGAAAUAACAAUGUUAAGGAAACACUUAUCUCAGUCAUGCAUAAAUAUGCAGUGAUAUGGCAGAAGACACCAGAGCAGAUGCAGAGAGCCAUUUUGUGAAUGGAUUGGAUUAUUUAAUAACAUUACCUUACUGUGGAGGAAGGAUUGUAAAAAUGCCUUUGAGACAGUUUCUUAGCUUUUUAAUUGUUGUUUCUUUCUAGUGGUCUUUGUAAGAGUGUAGAAGCAUUCCUUUGAUAAUGUUAAAUUUGUAAGUUUCAGGUGACAUGUGAAACCUUUUUUAAGAUUUUUCUCAAAGUUUUGAAAAGCUAUUAGCCAGGAUCAUGGUGUAAUAAGACAUAACGUUUUCCUUUUAAAAAAUUUAAGUGCGUGUGUAGAGUUAAGAAGCUGUUGUACAUUUGAUUUAAUAAAAUAAUUCUAAAGGAAA
Messenger RNA from Caretta caretta (loggerhead turtle), 1678 nucleotides. NCBI's taxonomy places the organism in Eukaryota, Metazoa, Chordata, Testudines, Cheloniidae. The record is from RefSeq and is a predicted model, not a curated record.